Molecule: messenger RNA, 3642 nt
Organism: Protobothrops mucrosquamatus (brown spotted pit viper)
Lineage: Eukaryota; Metazoa; Chordata; Lepidosauria; Squamata; Viperidae
Gene: PLEKHF2
Product: pleckstrin homology and FYVE domain containing 2
Exons: 2
Coding region: 84-833 (249 amino acids)
Molecular function (GO): metal ion binding; phosphatidylinositol binding
Source: RefSeq, a predicted model, not a curated record
CCCGAAGAGAGAGAGAGAGAGAGAGAUCGGCCAGCCGCUGACCUGGGGAAGGCGCGCUUCGGUUGCUAAGAACGUGGUAAAAAAUGGUGGAUCGCUUGGCAAACAGUGAAGCAAAUACUAGGCGAAUAAGCGUAGUGGAGAACUGUUUUGGAGCUGCUGGUCAGCCUCUGACCAUUCCUGGCCGUGUACUCAUUGGUGAAGGAGUAUUAACAAAGCUGUGUAGGAAGAAACCAAAAGCAAGGCAGUUUUUUUUAUUCAAUGAUAUCCUUGUAUAUGGUAACAUUGUUAUCCAGAAGAAGAAAUAUAAUAAGCAACAUAUCAUUCCUCUCGAAAACGUCACUAUUGAAUCUAUCCAAGAUGAGGGGGAUUUGCGGAAUGGAUGGCUUAUCAAAACUCCAACUAAAUCUUUUGCAGUAUAUGCUGCUACUGCCACAGAAAAAUCUGAAUGGAUGAACCACAUAAAUAAAUGUGUUUCUGAUUUGCUGUCCAAAAGUGGGAAGACGCCCAGUAAUGAGCAUGCAGCUGUCUGGGUACCCGACUCAGAAGCCACUAUUUGCAUGCGCUGCCAGAAAGCAAAAUUUACCCCUGUGAAUCGUCGACACCACUGUCGGAAAUGUGGAUUUGUUGUCUGUGGACCCUGCUCUGAAAAGAGGUUUCUUAUUCCCAGUCAGUCUUCCAAGCCUGUGCGAAUCUGUGACUUUUGUUAUGAAUUCCUUUCCAUGGGAGAGAUGUCAACAUGCCAGCCCACAAGAUCAGACUCUUAUAGCCAGUCACCAAAGCCUCCUUUAAAUGACAUAUCAGAUGAUGAUGAUGAUGAUGACAGCAGUGACUAAAUAAUGGAAGAAAAUGUUUUUAUAUUACAGUUGGUGUUUGAACUUGAGUUGUAUGAAAAACCUCUAGUUACAACUUCUCCUGAGAAAUCUACCCUAGCCAUUAAAUUUGCCUCAAAAACCUUUGAAUCAUAUGUGCCUCAGUAUUUAAACCUCCAAAAAUGUCAUUACUCUUUCUGCAGGGAUUGACUGUUGCAAAUACUUUCCAGCCACGUAUACUUGAUUUUCUUUCUACAAGUGAAUUGGUCAGCAGUUCCCCUUCUCUGAACAGGAAGAUUAGAAAAUAUAGCACAAUUGUUUUCUUUGCAGUUUGUACUAAUAAGUAUUCCAUAGUAUGAAUUCUUUUAAUAUUAGGAUGGGGGAAUUAAACCUGUAUGAAACUGGUAAUUUGGUUAGCAGAUUGAAAAGGACAUCUAACCAAACUUUGAAACUGAUAGUUCACCUUUAUUCUAUAUAUUAUAAAUUCUGAAAUGUUAGUAACUAUUUAAAAGCAAUGCAAAAUGUUAUACACCAAGCAGUGCCUUGUAAUGAUUGCACUGUUGCAGGAAAAAAAAUAACCUUGCACCUCUGGCAUGAUGAUCUAAGAAACAGUUGGUGCUGUUAGGAUUAAUUGCUCUUGUAUAAUGGGAUUUCAGUAAUAAGGGUUGUGAUUUCAUCCCUAGAACUGAGGGCUGUCCAGCAGCUCCUUGCACAAAGAAAAUUUCCUUAAGACGCAAGAUGAAGACAGAUUCAGCACUAUUGCGUAAUGAUUAUUGUGAGUUGAUCACAAGCAUGGUGCUCCCACAAAAUGAAUAAAACAAAUGGGGGCUUUUAAGAAAUUAAUCUUUCAGAUGGAUUGAUAGCUAAACUACUUUCAAACUUGUAUGAUAUUGUUAAAUGUUUAUAAUUAUCAGGUAUGGUUAAGUGAAAACUCUUGUCUCAGAUCAUGUUAUUUCCUGUAAUGUUGUGAUUUGAUAUUUAAAUCCUUAGAUCAUUCACUAACAUUUUUAAACUAUAGGACGUGGAUUUAAAAAUAAACUGUGUUCUAAAAGCACAAAUUGGGAGAAUAGGCUAGCUAUUCAUUUGAAAUAACAACAUUCAUACACAGCUGACCUCAAGAUGUAAAUGAAUUGCAGGUGACUUUAUUUUAAAUGUCUAAAACCAAGACCUGACAAAUAGUACAAAAGGUAUUUCCAGUACAUUUUUUACUUUAUACAAUAUUCUUUCUAUAGUGGUGUCAAUUUUAGAGAAAUGUCAACUUAGCUAUAAAGUUUUGUAAAAUCCCACAACAUAUUUCUAUUUUUAUAUAAUAGUAUGUUUAAUUGUUUUAUACAGAAGUCCAUUGACAGAAUUGUGUGGGAAUUCAAUAGCACCUGAGAAUUUAUAAAUAACAUGCUGAAUAUUAUUUGUGCAAAAAAUUAUAUUGAGUAAUGUGCUUAGUAAGUCACAGUUUCGGCACUGUUUUCUCUCCUGCCUGUUUGACUAUAUUUAUUAAAUAAACCAUUAGAUUUGCAUCUGUGAACUUGUCUACCAUUCUAUAAUCUAGUUGAAUGAAGAGUAUAAUAUCCAAGUUGGGGCAAAACAACCCCCCUCAUAUGAGGAAUCUAGCUAUAAAGUGAUGAAGCAUGGGCUGUAUUGACUUGCUUAGAAUCUGUAGAACAGCUUGUAUUGAUGGUGAGAAUUCAGAAGGCUAAAUUCCCAGUUGAUACUCAAAUGCCUAAACAAAUGCCUAAAUAGAGAAGGGCCUUGCAUUAAUGCUGGGAGUUCAAACGUAUGCACAUAAUUUUUGAAACACUCAGGUCUCCCACAGCUUUCCUAUGUUCCUUGAACUCUAAGAUUCAACAUUUGAGGACACAAUAUUUAAAAGUUUCAUUUAAUUGUAGUAAAGGUAGUUUUAAUAGAAUGAUUAUUUUUAGUAUACUACAACAGCUUCAUUCUGACAAUAAUUAGCUUCAGUGAGACUUGUCCUUAUGCAGUUACAAAGAGAUUGAAGGCUUCCUUUUUAUGUUAACCAAAGUUUAGUGUAUAGUCUGAACCCCAUAUUGUGGUUAAUCUUAUAGGCAAAUCACAUAAACUAUAGAGUGAAAUUGGACUGAGUUUAGAUAAUUUGACAAACAGAAAUUAAUUCUAAAACUUUUGAGGCUAACAUUAGAGGCGAACAUCUGGGGCUCACUGAGGCUUAUUCUUAUGGCAGACCAUAUACUUACAUUAUGUCUGGUCAAGGCCUUCUCUUGUGUCUGGUAAUAAGCACUAAAGAUGAUUGCCCAUCUGUACAUUAAUAUUUCCAUAAUUACUAUUGAUGCUUGGAAAUGGAUAGUUUGAAGGAUGUCCUCCAAUGUGUGCUUCUUUAUGAAGCAGCCAAUGAAAACUUUUUGAAUUGGCUGGAUAUGUUAUACUUUAUUUUUUCUACUGAUUAGUUAAAUCUUCCCUUCUCUGUAACCCAGAUAUGAACUGUAGGUUAUGUGCAUAUAAUUCAACUUUCUUAAUGCUUAGUCUACAUUGUGUAAAAAUCUGUAUUCAGUAUUGAAUGUAAUUUUUAUAUUUGCCCAGUUAUCUUUAUAUGCUGCACGUAUGCUUCAGCACUUUCAUUUAUUUGGCCACAAGCUCCUCCUAUCAGUCCUCAAAUCCAGUCAUUGCAUACAAAUGAAAUUUGCAUAUGCUACAAUUAAUCCCUGAUGCUGUUACCAAUUGACAAUGUAAAAUAAGUAAUCAGAAGAUUACGAGUGUGAAAGAAGGUUACUAAUUUUAUGAUUUUGCUCAUAAUUUUAUUUUGGAAAGCUAUCUUGUGUGUUAAGUCAACUUUGUGAAAGGCUUAAUAAAUGAUUUUGUAAUU